This is a messenger RNA of Leptosia nina, 2130 nucleotides long. NCBI's taxonomy places the organism in Eukaryota, Metazoa, Arthropoda, Insecta, Lepidoptera, Pieridae. The record is from the annotation of a GenBank genome assembly.
AUGUGGUAUCAGCCAAUAAUUGUUUUACUAGUUGCCGGUGUACCCUAUUUCUUUAGUCUCGAUGGUGACUUUGUAUUUGAUGAUACUGAAGCGAUUUUGAAAAAUGACGACGUCACAUCAAAUUCGUGGACAGACCUCUUUCACCACGACUUUUGGGGAUCUAGGAUUGACAAUGCUUUUAGCCACAAAUCAUACAGGCCACUAACAAUAAUAAGUUUUAAGUUGAAUUAUUUGUUCAAUAGUGAACGACUUUCUGCACCACAAUUUAAAAUUACAAAUUGUUUAUUGCAUAUUACAUGUUGCCUAUUGUUGUGGACAGUUUACAAGACUCUUUUACUAAGACUGAAAUUAAAUAAUAACUACUUAAAUGUGGAAUUUCUGGCAGCGCUGUUAUUCAGCAGCCAUCCAGUGCAUGUUGAAGCUGUGUCCGGUAUUGUUGGAAGAGCUGAUAUUUUAGCUGCUAUAGCAUUUUUUAUAUCAUUUCUUAUGUACGACAGAGCUAUGAAUGAUUGUUGGAUGUCUAUUUAUUAUCUAUCCUCAUCAUUUUUAUUUGCUGGAAUUGCUAUGUUGUUUAAGGAGAAUGGAGUUACUGUUCUGGGCUUUUGUGUUAUUUAUGAACUAGUUGUGAAAAUUAAAACAGCUAAAAGUACUGGCAAAACAGCCUUCAUAUACACAUUGGAUCUCCUAAACAGAUACACUAUAAUAAGAUGGAUCUCAACCACAAUCACUGUAUUUUGUUUCCUUUAUUUGCGAUGGAUUAUAAUGGGUAGGGCAAAACCUGAAUUCAAAGCGACAGAUAAUCCAGCGGCAUUUUCCAGUGAUCUAUUUACAAAUCUAGCUACCUAUAAUUAUAUUUAUUUCAUAAAUAUUUUACUCUUGAUGUGGCCCAAAUGGUUAUGUUAUGAUUGGUCCAUGGGAUGUAUUCCUUUGAUAGAAGAUUAUUCGGACUAUAGAAUAUUCUUUGUUGUCACUUUAUAUGUAUAUGCGUUUCUAAUCAUUUGGUAUCUUUUAAAAUCAGGACGUAUAUCCAAUUUUUUAAGUUUCAGGCUCGUCAUUUUGUCACAGAGUCUAUUCGUUAUACCGUUCCUGCCAGCUUCAAAUCUUUUUUAUGCGGUUGGUUUUGUGAUUGCUGAAAGGAUUUUAUAUAUACCGUCAGCGGGAUAUUGCUUACUGGUUGUUAUUGGCCUUCAAAAAAUUCUUCUAAGGCUUAAAUCAAAAAACUUAAGAAGGAUAAUGAUCUCCAUAUUUCAUUUCGUCAUAUUAAUGUACGCCCUUCGGAGUAUGCAGCGAGCGUCCGAGUGGCAAACGGAAUACAAACUGUUUACAAGUGGCCUGCUAGUCUGCCCUUUGAACGCUAAAGUACAUUACAAUGUAGCUAAGGUUGCAGAUGCGAAAAAUAAUGUCUCAUGGGCAAUGGCAGAAUAUCAAGAAGCCAUAAGAUUAUAUCCUGAUUAUUAUCAAGCUAUGAACAAUUAUGCCAUUUUACUGAAGAAUCACAAACAGUUCAGCGAAGCAGAGUUCUAUUUAAGAAAAGCAAUUUCUUUAAAGAACGAUUUUCCGGCGGCCUGGAUGAAUUUAGGAAUAGUCCUGGCUAGUAUGAAGAAUUAUGCAGAAGCAGAAACAGCCUAUAACAAUUCUCUGAAAUAUCGCAAACAGUGUCCUGAUUGUCAUUACAAUCUAGGAAAUUUGUAUUUGGAAUUAAAUAAAACUGAAUCGGCGACUGCUUCCUGGUUUCAAGCAAUACAGUUAAACCCGAAACAUAAAUCGGCGUGGACGAAUUUACUGGCUGUGCUUGACAAUAUAGGUGAUAUGGAAACAGCAUUACAGACAAUACCUAAAGCUCUCAAAGAACUACCCGAUACCCCAUCGGUUAUAUUUGCGAUCGCAAAUAUUUAUGGGAAAUUGGAUCAAUAUGAGAAGGCUGAGGAAUACUUUUUAAAAGCUAUCGAUUUAUUUAAAAACAAAGGGAAGCCAAUCCACUAUGCUAAUCUAGGAGUUCUCUACCAUCGUUGGAGAAAAUACGAUCUUGCAGAAGAAAUGUACGAAAAGGCAUUAGAACUUCAACCAUCGUUCAAGAGCGCUCGAACGAACUUGAACAGUCUAAGAAAACUGAAAAUGAAGAUUAAAUAA